AUCAAGAUUCAAUUUCAAGAACAUUAAAAAUGCUCCCUUUACUCAUCUCUUACACCUAUCUGCUCAUAUCCACCAAUAUCUACAUUGUCGAUGCCGCAACCGGCAAGAGCAUUUUCAUCUUAGCCGGCCAGAGCAACAUGUCUGGCCGCGGUGGAGUGGUGAAUCUCACGUGGGACGGCUACGUCCCACGUGAGUCUUCCCCUAAUCCCUCCAUCCUCCGCCUCUCAGCUAACCUUAGCUGGGAGCUCGCGGUAGAGCCACUCCACUGCGACAUUGAUGUUGCAAAAGUAUGUGGUGUCGGUCCAGGAAUGGCGUUUGCGAAUUCUUUGUUGAGGAAAGAUCCGAGGUUUGGGGUGGUGGGGUUGGUUCCUUGUGCAAUUGGUGGGACUAAUAUUAGCGAGUGGGCUCGCGGUGGCGGUCUUUACAACCAGAUGAUGCGGCGGACGAAGGCGGCAGUGUGCGGCGGAGGGGUCAUCCGUGGGUUGCUGUGGUAUCAAGGGGAAAGUGAUACGUUGACUCUUAAAGAUGCUGAGGCAUACAAGAAAAGGUUGCAUAGGUUUUUUGAAGAUGUUCGUGUUGACUUACGUUUGCCUCUUCUUCCUAUAGUUCAGGUGGCACUGGCGUCUAUAUCAGGAAAUUACACAAACAUGAUGAGAGAAGCCCAAUUAAGAUUGAAGCUUGUAAAUUUAAGGACUGUUGAUGCAAUGGGCCUAAGCAUGCAGGAACCAGAAAGGUUGCACCUCACCACACCAGCACAAGUGUCUCUUGGCAAGAUGUUAACCAAUGCCUUCCUUCAAAUUGUUGACCCCAAUCAUGAAGCUAUUGUUUAACAAAAAGAAUUGAGAAAUAGUUCCAUAUGGAUUUUCUCAUCUAUCGUCAUCUUGCUGAAUAAAUAAAAAUAGUAAAACCAUGAAUUGUAAAGAUCUAAUAUAUGAUAAUGGACAAGGUUUUGUUAUUGUGAUAUGAUGAAUUAUCUUUUUA
Messenger RNA from Helianthus annuus (common sunflower), 981 nucleotides. RefSeq names its product probable carbohydrate esterase At4g34215. The record is from RefSeq and is a predicted model, not a curated record. The coding region runs from base 30 to 830 and encodes 266 amino acids. Lineage: Eukaryota; Viridiplantae; Streptophyta; Magnoliopsida; Asterales; Asteraceae. The transcript has 2 exons.